Xyrauchen texanus (razorback sucker) is the source of this 2258-nucleotide messenger RNA. RefSeq names its product ubiquitin-like modifier-activating enzyme 5. The transcript is spliced from 12 exons. Gene Ontology annotation, molecular function: UFM1 activating enzyme activity. The record is from RefSeq and is a predicted model, not a curated record. Gene Ontology annotation, biological process: protein ufmylation. NCBI's taxonomy places the organism in Eukaryota, Metazoa, Chordata, Actinopteri, Cypriniformes, Catostomidae. Gene Ontology annotation, cellular component: cytoplasm; cytosol. Bases 117 to 1313 code for a protein of 398 amino acids.
GAUUACAGGAGUGCAGACGUGUACGCGAAGUGAUUAAAUCUUAUUUCUCGCUCUUGUUUUAUUCAUCGGAUCGCGUUGACUUGUGUUUAUUAGAAUAGCGGGACUUUAUCAGAGCAAUGGCCACCAUUGAGGAGCUAAAGUUGCGAAUCCGUGAGUUAGAAAAUGAAUUAAUAAAGUCAAAGCAGAAGCAAAGUGAUGCGGAACAUCAUCUAAGACAAAAGAUUGAUAAAAUGAGUGCUGAAGUGGUAGACUCAAAUCCAUACAGUCGUCUGAUGGCACUGAAAAGGAUGGGCAUAGUGCAGGACUAUGAGAAAAUCCGCUCGUAUGCUGUGGCAGUGGUGGGAGUUGGAGGGGUGGGGAGUGUCACUGCAGAAAUGCUCACCAGAUGUGGCAUUGGUAAGUUGCUGCUGUUUGACUAUGAUAAGGUGGAGCUGGCCAACAUGAACCGCCUCUUCUUCCAGCCACAUCAGGCAGGACUCAGUAAAGUGGAGGCUGCCGAACACACACUUAGAAACAUUAAUCCGGAUGUUGCGUUCGAGACCCACAAUUACAACAUCACCACAAUGGACAACUUUACACAUUUCAUGGACCGUAUAAGUCAUGGUGGUCUUGAGGAGGAGAAGCCUGUAGAUUUGGUGUUAAGUUGUGUUGAUAACUUUGAGGCUCGGAUGGCCAUUAACACAGCUUGUAAUGAAUUGGGUCAGAUCUGGAUGGAGUCGGGUGUCAGUGAGAAUGCUGUGUCUGGACAUAUCCAGUUCAUCAUACCUGGAGAAACCGCCUGUUUUGCUUGUGCUCCUCCCCUUGUAGUGGCUGCAAACAUCGAUGAGAAGACAUUGAAGAAAGAGGGGGUGUGUGCCGCCAGCCUGCCCACCACAAUGGGAGUAGUCGCUGGACUUCUUGUACAGAAUGUCCUCAAGUAUCUGUUGGGAUUCGGGACAGUGAGUUAUUACCUGGGCUAUAAUGCCAUGCAAGAUUUCUUUCCUAGUAUGACAAUGAAGGCCAACCCACAGUGUGAUGAUAGACACUGUAGACGACAACAAGUGGAGUACAAGAAAAAAGAGGCAGAGCGGCCAAAGCAGGAAGUAGUACAUGUAGAAGAGGAAGUGGUGCAUGAGGACAAUGAAUGGGGCAUUGAACUGGUGUCAGAGGUCUCAGAGGCGGAGCUUCAGGCUGCAUCAGGACCAGUACCAGAUCUCCCAGAGGGCAUUACUGUAGCUUACACCAUACCUGAGAAAGAUGGAGAAUCAGGGGAGACAGUAGAGGAGACUGACCAGAGUCUAGAUGAGCUGAUGGCUCAGAUGAGAAAGAUGUAGGGAAAGGAACUACAUAUAUUGCCCUUUGGGAUUAAAAAAAAAAAAAACUGAUUCUGCAGAUGACUGAUCAUUUAGACUUCCAAAAACAAACUGAUUAUUAAUUAUUUUAUACAUGUAAUAUCUACAGUCUUUAACAAAAUUCUUUCACCAAUUUUAUUUAUUUUGUCUUUCCACAACAACCCGAAAUGUCCUUAAGAACACAGAUUUACUGUGACUACUGGAGUCUUAAAGGAAUAUUUCAGGUUCAGUACAAGUUAAGCUCAAUCGAUAGCAUUUGUGGCAUAAUGUUGAUUACCACAAAAAAAAUAAUUUUUACUUGCCCCUCAAAUCAAGGUUACAAUGAGGCACUUACAAUAGAAGUGAAUGGGGCCCGUCCAUUUACAUUAACACACUAUUUAAAAACUAUAGUCAGAAAACGUAAACACAAAACAGUCUACUUGUUUUGUGGUAAUCAAUAUUAUGCCACAGAUGUUGUCGAUUGAGCUUAACUUGUAUUAAACCCGGAAUAUUCCUUUUUAAUUUUGAAUUCUCAAUAUAUUUUUAAUAUUUCAUUAUUUUUUGCAGUAAGUUGUGCAUUAAGCUCAUUGGCAUUGACUGAUGAAUUUAAGGUGAUAUUUUAAAUACAUUGUGGUUAGUGUUUAUGUGGAGGAAAUGAUGUCCUCAGCCACAUCUAAAUAUGUUGAUAUAUUUAAAUAUACUGAAGUGACUAAAAGACAUGCAGGCAUAUUACAAAGAACGUCACACAAAUUAUUUCAUAGUCUUGACAGACAUUUCAUUUGUGACCUGAUUUUAACUGCUGUUUUAAAUAAUGCAAAAGAAAAAUAAAUGUAUUAUUACUACAUUCCAUUUUGCUUUUCCUGUGUUUGAAAUGGACAGGUAGCUUGAUAAUGUAACAUGACUGUAGCGCUUGGUUCCUUUUUUGAUGGUUCUGGAAACCUUUUAAAC